Molecule: messenger RNA, 1149 nt
Organism: Trichoderma citrinoviride
Lineage: Eukaryota; Fungi; Ascomycota; Sordariomycetes; Hypocreales; Hypocreaceae
Exons: 6
Coding region: 1-1149 (382 amino acids)
Source: RefSeq, a predicted model, not a curated record
AUGGCCAGCAAGAAAGCAAACGGCACUUUCAACUUGGCGACCAAGGCAACCAUCCCAACGAGAUUUCGAUGCAAGGUAGGCGGAGAAUGGAAGUCCAUCGAUGAGUUCUCCAAGAACCAGCAAAGAUUCAUCCAGACCAACCUGGCCGGCCGCUAUCGCAUCGAUGCAGCCAACUCGGGCAUGACCUGCCGAGAGCACUCCUCUGGUCAACGCACGGAAAUGACUUGUGAGCUGUGUGGACUUGUCAAGCCCCUGGAUGAGUUCAGCAGCUCCAGCAAGAGGAACAAGAGUCCUCACUGCAAGAGAUGCACCGCCUGGAUGGAAACUCAGGAACCAGAAGUCAUUCCUGCGCCUCUAGAGACUGGCCACAUUUCCAUCGAAGAGGAGCGUGGAGAGAUGUGGCCCGCCCAAUUUGUCGACGACACCGAUUUCUUUUCCGACGAUGUGUACCCCCAGGCUCCUGUUACGGGACUGUCGUCGCUUGGCUUGGAUGAAAACGACGUGGCUUCCCUUCUUGAUUCACGGUCUCAGUCUGGCGCUCCUUCGGAACACGCUGCCUCGGAGGCAUCGUCGAGCCGCCCUCUCCCGCCGCAUUUGAGAGGCUCCCUGGCCAGCUCGAAGAAGUCUCUGACGCCGUCGACCGACCAGCCGCAUGUUGGGGCGAGCGGCAGGUCGUCGUUUGUGCAGCAACUGCCUCCUCACCUUCGCCCCUUUGGGCAGCAAGCCCUCGUGCCAGACGCUUCUUCCGACUGCGCCAUCGGCAGCGAAUUUGGAGACACGGGCAGCAUCUCGACGGCCACCACAACAAGGGAGGCCAGAGCCAAAGUGCGCCGCAUUUCGUUCAACGCUUGGGAUCCGGCAGGAGUAGCGUAUCGAGCUGUCAAGACAGCCACGGAAAGCUCGGCUGCAGCGACCUCGGAGGCGACGGAGAGUGAAGCUGGCGGUGCAAGUCUAAGCUCGCACAACCCAGAGACACUGGCCAGGAGCAAGUGGCCAAACCAUGUACGCAUGUCCCAGACGGAGUUGCGUCAAGUCGGUACGAACCACCACGUUGCGGCCCGGGAUCCGGGUCCUGUGAGGCAUCGCCCGGUGCCGCAGGUCCCGAACGUUUGCUGCGAGCCGGAUGACGACGAUGAUGACCUUUAUUGA